Messenger RNA from Ilex paraguariensis (yerba mate), 1150 nucleotides. Lineage: Eukaryota; Viridiplantae; Streptophyta; Magnoliopsida; Aquifoliales; Aquifoliaceae. The record is from the annotation of a GenBank genome assembly.
UCGCGUCCAUCUAAAGCCGAGUAUAUAUACUCCACUCACAUACCUGACACCACAGUCUUGGCUGGCCGCUGUCUCUUCCUUCAAAUCUCUGCGCCGCUCACUUUCCGAACCUCGCCAAAAUUUAAUCAGAUUCAAUGGCUCUACCAAAUCAACAGACUGUCGAUUAUCCCAGUUUUAAGCUCGUUAUUGUUGGUGAUGGAGGAACGGGCAAAACUACUUUUGUGAAGAGGCAUCUCACUGGUGAAUUUGAGAAGAAAUAUGAGCCAACUAUUGGUGUGGAAGUUCACCCAUUGGACUUCUUCACCAAUUGUGGAAAAAUCCGUUUCUAUUGCUGGGAUACUGCUGGGCAAGAGAAAUUUGGUGGUCUUCGAGAUGGUUACUACAUUCACGGUCAAUGUGCAAUCAUAAUGUUUGAUGUCACAGCUCGGUUGACCUACAAGAAUGUUCCAACCUGGCACCGAGAUCUCUGCAGGGUCUGCGAAAAUAUACCUAUUGUUCUUUGUGGAAACAAGGUUGAUGUGAAGAAUAGGCAGGUUAAGGCAAAGCAAGUUACAUUUCACAGGAAGAAAAAUUUGCAGUACUAUGAGAUUUCUGCAAAAAGCAACUAUAAUUUUGAGAAGCCUUUCUUGUACCUUGCCCGGAAGCUUGCUGGGGAUACCAAUCUUCAUUUUGUGGAAUCACCUGCACUUGCUCCUCCAGAAGUUCACAUUGACUUGGCUGCACAGCAACAGCAUGAAGCUGAGCUUGCUGCAGCAGCUAGUCAACCCCUCCCAGACGAAGAUGAUGAUGCUUUUGAGUAGUGGAGUAGAUGGAUUGUCUUUGCAAAUUUUCAACUCUAUAUUGAUGGGUUUGAGUAUGAGGCAAGUUUCUUGUGUUGAGGACCAUAGAUGGUCCUUCAGUUGAGCUUGUUUGUGUGCGUGCUUAAGCUCUAAUAGAUCAGGUUAUUCGUAUGGUAUGUUAUUUUAAGUCGAUUACCACAUUGUAUGCAGCAGUAUUAAUGUGUUCUCCUUCUUUCAUGUAAUGUUUGUUUUUUUUUUUUCUUUGGGUGUGGGAAGAUGGUUGAAUGAGGGUGUGAAAUUCAUAGAUCUAAUGUCAUUGCUAGAGUUUUGACUCCAUUCAUUUUCUUUUAAGCAGGAUCUCCUUGCACAAG